Molecule: messenger RNA, 3186 nt
Organism: Sycon ciliatum
Lineage: Eukaryota; Metazoa; Porifera; Calcarea; Leucosolenida; Sycettidae
Exons: 10
Coding region: 298-2673 (791 amino acids)
Cellular component (GO): plasma membrane; extracellular matrix
Molecular function (GO): protein binding
Source: RefSeq, a predicted model, not a curated record
UUGAUUGAUUACUUUGCCUUGGUUGGCCACCCCAAUUGCCUCAGUUAGGCGUGCUUCGUCGACCUUGCUGGAAUUCGACUGUAGCGCGUGUAGUUAGCCUGGGGUUUGUGAGUGUGGGUAGGUUUUUUUCACCAGAUCAAAGACCGCCACGACCAGGGCAUGAGCUGCGGAUGAAGCUGUUGGUGGGGAAGCCCUCGGCUGGCUGUUUCGCACAGUGGAUAUUCGUGGCUGUCUGUCUAUCUUUCUAUCUAUCUCUCUUUGCCUGGGCUACCUACAGGGCAGCAGCGACAGCAGGGCAUGCCUCCACGUAGACCCCUCACGCUUACCACACCCGACCGUCUGAUCUUGCUGCUGCUCGUCGUGUUGCUGACAGCGAGAUGUGGUCACGCCACGUUGCCCUGCCUGCUUUCAGGCUCCACUUACCUCUGUGGAGCGCGGCAGCUGACUGUCUUUCCGUCUGACUCUAUUCCCGCCUCAGCUACAAAUCUAAGUUUGGAACGCAAUCAGUUGACAGUCCUCGCGGACAAAGCAUUCGGUGCAUCGACACAGCUAACUCAGAUCCAUCUGGAGUACAAUCAGAUCUCAUCGGUCAAUGUUCUUGCCUUUGCUGGCAUGAUUAACCUGAAAACUCUGUUUCUGGACAAUAACCAAAUCGCCUACCUGCCCGGGGCUCUCUUUGAAAGCUCGCCACAUCUUCAUUUCUUGCAUCUUUCGUCCAACCGCCUGGAGACGCUGACAGCUGGAUUGUUCAAGCCCUUCUCUAAUGUUACUAUACAUGUGUAUUUGGAUGGUAAUCCGCUGAAGAAAGGUUACCACCUGUGUUGCUUGGUGCCGGCUAGAACGGACCAGGCACAGCGAGGUUCUGUGGUGGCUCUGGGCCUAAGUCGGGAGGUGGAGGACUUCUUCACGGCAAAUGUGACCCAUGCUGUCUGUGGCAGUGGUUGCACGACCGUGCCCGCCAGCUCAUUGACGUGCCCAUCAGGCGUGCAGUGCCGAGGAACUGUCAGGGAACACACCUGUCCAGCAAAGUCACUGUCGACUGCCGCUGUCUGUGGAACGGACCUGACGACGGUAUCGAACGGCAUGCUGGUGGCGCGGCCAAGCGGGACAAGUGCUGAGUUGUACUGCAAGCGUGGACACCGGGUGCACGGCGAGAGCGUGUAUACAUGUGCCGCCGCGGAGACAGCGGCGGCGGUGGCUGCUGGAGGCAGUGCCGACCGCAAUGCCUCCUGGGUUGGCAGCGGCACAUGCCAAGAGGCCAGCGAAUGCAUGACACUGUCUAGCCUUCUCAUCAUCAUCAUCCCGUCGGCGUGCGGCUUUCUGGCGCUGAGCGUGUGCGUGUGUGGUGUCUUCUGCCGCUGCAAGCACAGGCCGCCCGCCGAGCUGGCGCUCCCGCCGGCCAAGCGCCAGGCUCUGGAGGAGCACGGCGGCACGAUGGGCAUCUCCAUGUGGAACGAUCAGGGAUGCGAUGCGCCCAGCGCCGGACCCGCUAGCGGCUCCAACUCCACCGGCCGCGGAGAUACAAGCGCUCCGCAUUCGGUGACGCAUCGCGACAGCACCGGCACCGACCACAGCAACCCGUACGUCACAACAACGAUAAGCACCCUGUCAAGCAAGGGGUUUGACCGACGGCGCAGUGCCCCAGGCAACCCAAGAGGCUCUCAGUCCGCUCCGUCCAAGGAGGAGAGCCAGGAGCAGCCGACGCACAGCCCGACCCAAUACUCCAGCGCCAGGCGCCGGGCCGAGAAUAACCCACCGCCAGUUGCUGCACGCCGAUCGCACAUCGGUGCAAGCGCGACGGUGAGUGACGGAACAAGCGUGUCAGUAGGCAGCAUGUCAACCGGUGACGCACGCAUGCCUCGCAUGUCCUUGCCAUCAGUUCACAGCUCUGGCAACCAAAGCCCGACUGAGCACUCUAACAAGUUCGCGAGUGGUCAGCGUAGCCAGAAUGACAGCAUCUGUGCCGAUUUACGCAGCAUUAACAGCCUCACCGGUGGAGAAAUGGCAAGCGACUACGACAACAAUACCAACGAGGUGUUUGAUAAGCCGUGUCGCGACAUCGGUCCAGAGUCUGUAUACAGUACGUUGAUUAGGUCUGUGGAGCCGCGCAACAGCUUCCUAGAUCGAAACGACAGGGAAUUAUGCGGUAGCCAGCUCUCGCUGGUAAGCUCGUCAUCGCUUGGCCUCAUGCAGGAUUCGCCGGACAUUACGGGUGGCGAUAUGAGCAUUUCAAUGACAACCAUCGUCAAGUCGCCCGGGGUGGCAGGGGACGAUGUGGGUAUAGAGCCAAACCCACGCGCACCACCGCGGCCUAUGCCACGGUCCAACAGCAUCAGACCCAUACGGUCGACGACUUCCACCACCAGUAAGGGGCCAUACGAGGAUUUCGAGACGCCGCAGGGCCGUCUGAAGCCGCUAUCCAAGGCGAAAAGCAGCCCAGCGCACGACCUGAACGUCACAGGUACCAUCAAGCCAGCCAGCCCUCGUACGACCAGCAUUCGAGUUACGAAGCCGCCAGCAAAGACUAAACUCGAGGCUCGAAGCAGUGUUGGCAUAAAACUCACAACAGACUCAGACGAUGAUGCUCCAUAUUUGAAGUCCACUGACGUUGCUACAAAUCCUAGCAGCUCUCCUCCUCAUGUAGCGGAGAGGUGUCACUCCAGCAAGCAAUAGCAUCUUCCAAUGCUCUAGGAUAAAUGUGGGUGGAUGUACAUAUAUGUGUGUGUGUGUGUGUGUGUGUGUGUGUGUGUGUGUGUGUGUGUGUGUGUGUGUGUGUGUGUGUGUGUGUGUGUGUGUGUGUGUGUGUGUGUGUGUGUGUGUGUGCAUGUGUGUACAUUUGUGUAUGACCGUUUCCUUGACCGUGCAUAUGUGUUUGUGUGUGUGUGUGUUUGUGUGUGUGUGUGUGUGUGUUCGUGUGUGUGUGUGUGUGUGUGUGUGUGUGUGUGUGUGUGUGUGUGUGUGUGUGUGUGUGUGCACGCGUGUGGAUGCAAGCAUGUGCAUGUGUGCACGUACAUAUGUGUAUAGGAGAGAGGUUAUACGGAGAGGAAGAUGGGAGAGAGAGAGAGAGAGAGAGAGAGAGAGAGAGAGAGAGAGAGAGAGAGAGAGAGAGAGAGAGAGAGAGAGAGAGAGAGAGAGAGAGAGAGAGAGAGAGAGAGAGAGAGAGAGAGAGAGAGAGAGAGAGAGAGA